CAAUUUCAACUCAUUUUUUAGUCUUUGAGUUGGUGAUGGAAGUUUGAAGAUUGUGCAUCGGGCGGUUUUCAAAAAAGUGGUUUGGUUUUCGUUCCAAUUUGAGAAUUACGAUAAGAUGUUUCCAUCCUCUUCCAACUUCAGCGUUGACAUCUCGAUAUGCCUCUCAACAAUCAUCAUCCUACUGUAUCUCUACUGGACAAGAAACUUCAACUAUUGGAAAAACAGAGGCAUUCCUUACAAAAAACCAAUACCUUUCUUUGGUAACAUAAAAGAUGUGCUGACUUUCAGAAAGAGCAUCGGCAUGAAUCUCAAAGACAUAUAUGAUGAAAUGGAUGGUCCAUACCUGGGAAUAUUCAUCAUGGAUAAGCCUGCAUUGCUUCUCAAAAAUCUCGAUGUCAUAAAGAAUAUUUUGGUGACCGAUUUCAAUAACUUUUGUGAUAGAACGUUGACCCAAAGAAAAAGUGAUUUGGGUUCAAGUCUCCUUCCUUUGAUGAAAAAUCCUGACUGGAAGGCUUACCGAAAGCUGCUCACUCCAGCCUAUAGCAGCGGAAGAAUUAAAACUAUGUACAACAUUGUUGUUGAUAAUGGAGUAGAACUAGUGAGACACAUAGCCAAAAUAAUGGAGAAAACUGAUGUGAUGGAUGCUAGACAUGAAGCUACCCUCUAUGGAGCUGAGGUUAUAACUUCAACAGCUUUCGGUUUGAAAGGAGACUGCUUCGAAGAUGAGAAUUCCGGAUUCAAGAAAGCUGCUGAAAGAAUUUUUGACUUCAACGACAGAUCAAGGGCAAUAGCUACAAGUUGCUACAUGAUGUUCCAUUCGCUAGUUCAUAUCUUCCGAUUGAAAUUUGUUGAACCGAGAUCUGAGAAGUUUCUCAAAGACGAAUUCUUUAAGACUGUGAAGUAUAGACAGGAGAAUAAUAUUACGAGAUCUGACUUCGUAGAUAUACUGAUGAAUCUAAAGAAGAAUAAUAAAGUUAACGAAGUUCAGAUGGAUGACGAGAAGAUGGUUGCUCAAGCCAUAACAUUCUUCAUUGCUGGUUUCGAAACAACCAGCGCAACAAUCUCUUUCUCAUUAUACGAGCUCGCUAAGAACCCUGAGAUUCAGGAAAAGGUGAGAGAAGAAGUAUCGCCAAUAUUUGAUGAACAUGAAUUUAUACCUUACGAAACCGUCAAUACUGGAAUGGCAUAUACAGGAUGGGUAAUGAAAGAAACAUUGAGAAAAUAUCCACCAGCGCCCCAUCUAAGUAGAACCUGCCUCAACAAUUACAGAAUUCCAGGAACGAACGAUGUGAUACCAAAGGGCAUUCCAGUAUUUUUGCCUGUAUACGCUCUACAGACAGACCCGGAAAAUUAUCCGGAACCAGAAAAAUUCAUACCCGAGAGAUUUUCGCCAGAUAAUGCGGAACACUUCAAAGCUUUCUCGUGGCUUCCUUUUGGAGGAGGCCCAAGAAGUUGUUUGGGUGAAAGGUUCGCCACAGUAAGCGUCAAGUCAGCAAUUGCCAACAUAAUAUACAACUUCGAAGUAGAAUUAAGCGACAAGAGUUUGUCUGAAAUGGAAUUCCAUCCAAGGGCUUUUACCACUGCUCCAAAAACAAUGACGUUACCUCUGAGGUUCAAGAAGAUUCAUAGGGAAACUACGAAGUAUCCGAUCAAGUUCUAGGAAAUAUAAUUGAGGAAUAUUUCCAUAUAGAAAACGUUGUAAUAUAUAAUAAAGUUUUAUUUAUUAAGAA
Molecule: messenger RNA, 1730 nt
Organism: Leptinotarsa decemlineata (Colorado potato beetle)
Lineage: Eukaryota; Metazoa; Arthropoda; Insecta; Coleoptera; Chrysomelidae
Product: cytochrome P450 6k1
Molecular function (GO): monooxygenase activity; heme binding; oxidoreductase activity, acting on paired donors, with incorporation or reduction of molecular oxygen
Source: RefSeq, a predicted model, not a curated record